AUGCCAAGGCAGCCGCCGCCUUCGUCGGGCGUCGGCUCUCCCGAUACCUCGCGAAAAAUGGAAAAGGAACCCAGACGUCUGACCGAAAAGACCGAAAAGACCGAGAGCGACCCCUCCAGUCGCCGCCUCCUGGAGCAGUCGGCUCGGUACGCUCGAAUAGUGUUGCUCCUGAGCUUCCUAGGCAUCUACGCGCACGUCUCGCAGCUGAACCUCUCGCCGGUGUACGGAUCCCUUCCCGCCUCGAUAUGGCACUUCAAACUGCUCGCGGGGGGCUGCUUCGUCGGCUGGGCCGGCAGCGUGGUUCUGCGCGACCUGCUGCCCAUCCCGCCCGCACAAGCUCUCCCCAUCGUGGCAGUCUGCAUCCCCUGCCUCCAGCACUACCUCGGCUCUUGCAGCCAGCUUCUGGGGCCUCAAUGGGGCCCUGCUGCGACCGAGGGGCUCACCUUGUUUCCGCUGUGCGUCCUGACCGCUGCGUCGGUAGCUGAUGGCUGGGAGGGCGUGCGACUGACCAAGCUACCGACCUUUGUGGCUGAUGCGGGCCCGGGAGUUGCGUCCUGGGCGCUGUUGAGGUAUUUCGAGAGCCAGGCUGCGACGCGCUUGCCCCUCGUGGUGGGAAAGUUGCGCAUCUUGACGCGGCUCGGGUUCGAGAUGCUGCUGGCCCUGAUGUACAUUGCUCUCUUCCCGUCAAAGUACCUCGUGUACACGGCGUUCCCCCUGUUUCACACGCUGCUUCUCAACCCUCAUGUGCCGUCUCCCGCCGCUACCGAGAGCCUCGCCAGCGCGAUGCUGACAGACGGCUGGCUUCUCAUGGAAAGACGCGAGUCCGUCACGGGCUACCUCUCGGUGAUCCAGAACAUGAAGCAGGGUUUCAGGGUCAUGCGCUGCGAUCACAGUCUUUUGGGAGGGGAAUGGAUAAAUCACAGAGGAGGACCAGUCUCGGAACCAAUCUAUGGCGUUUUCGCCAUGCUAGAGGCGGUGAGGCUGGCCGAGAAUGCUCAAGCCGUCGCAGACGAGAAUGCCCAGGCUCUGGUCAUUGGUCUAGGGGUCGGGACAACCCCUUCGGCACUUGUGUCCCACGGCAUCAACACGACAGUGGUGGAAAUGGAUCCAGUCGUGCACGAGCUUGCGGCAAGGUACUUUGAUCUAAAGGAGAACAACCCGCCGGUGCUGCAGGAUGCCGUCCGUUACGUCCAAAGCCUGGCCAAGACAGCCCCGGCUACAUACGAUUACAUUAUUCACGAUGUCUUCACUGGCGGCGCAGAACCCGUCGACCUCUUCACCCUCGAGUUCUUCGAGGGGCUCCGCUCGCUCCUCAAGCCCGCGGGCACUGUUGCGAUUAACUACGCCGGCGAUCUCUCCCUCCCGGCGCCAAAGGUCAUCUACCGAACCAUCAAGCAAGUCUUUCCGACGUGCCGUGUGUUUCGCGAGACGCCCCCCGACGUGGAAGCAAUCAAGUCGAAUGGUGCAGACUUUACCAACAUGGUUGUUUUCUGCAAGAACUCGGUUGACAGCCCGCUCACCUUUCGCCGGCCAACGCCCAAAGACUACCUGGAGAGCUCGGCCAGACGGGAAUUCCUGCAGCUGACGAAUGAGGUGCCGGAGGCGGAGAUUCUCGGCGGAAACCAGGAGCUUGUGAGAAGGAACGGAACGGAAAAGGUGGCCAAGUGGAGCGUGAAGAGCGCAUUGGGCCAUUGGGCGCUGAUGAGGACUGCCGUUCCGGCCAAGGUGUGGGAGCGGUGGUGA
This is a messenger RNA of Ustilaginoidea virens, 1743 nucleotides long. RefSeq lists its product as uncharacterized. Gene Ontology annotation, molecular function: thermospermine synthase activity. Bases 1 to 1743 code for a protein of 580 amino acids. The record is from RefSeq and is a predicted model, not a curated record. The transcript has 3 exons. Gene Ontology annotation, biological process: polyamine biosynthetic process. Lineage: Eukaryota; Fungi; Ascomycota; Sordariomycetes; Hypocreales; Clavicipitaceae.